Hypoxylon trugodes is the source of this 939-nucleotide messenger RNA. RefSeq lists its product as uncharacterized. NCBI's taxonomy places the organism in Eukaryota, Fungi, Ascomycota, Sordariomycetes, Xylariales, Hypoxylaceae. Gene Ontology annotation, biological process: regulation of transcription by RNA polymerase II. The record is from RefSeq and is a predicted model, not a curated record. The coding region runs from base 413 to 883 and encodes 156 amino acids. Gene Ontology annotation, molecular function: DNA-binding transcription factor activity, RNA polymerase II-specific; RNA polymerase II cis-regulatory region sequence-specific DNA binding; protein dimerization activity. The transcript is spliced from 2 exons.
GCACUUCCCGAGAUGAGAUGCCAUUCGUAAGUCUAAACUUAGAAUAACUUAGAAUCUCAAUUAUUUCACCAAAAAAAUAAACCAAAAAUUAUCGAAGCCUGAUUUCAUAUCGUCGAAUAGCGAACAAUUCUUCGAUAUUCUGGAGAAACCACCCCUUCUCUUUGUACUUCCUGGAAAAUGUACGCACCAGGGAUCUCUGCUCUCAAUCAUCGCAGACCAGCAGCAUCUUAUUCUGUACAGCACGUGUCUCAUGUCUCCAGAUAUCAAGCCUAGACAUUCGCGAGCAGAUUUUGUUGGGAUAUCUACUAGUUAAACGUAUAAGAAGGACGAAUCAAAACGGUUAAUAAUAUAAUAAUCAAUAAUCGGCGCGCAAUUUACUCCGGCCGAACUUGUCUCAGAUCUUUCGAACAACAUGUCGGAGCCUCGGUCCAAAUCACCUCAGGAUGGCGAGAAUGGCCAGUCUUCGGGGUUGCAAGACGACAAGCCACGUUUGACCGAAGAGGAAAAGAAGCAGAACCAUAUCGCAUCAGAACAAAAGCGUAGGGAAGCUAUUCGGGCUGGCUUUGAUCGCCUCUGCGCUCUGGUACCUGGAUUGGCAGGUCAUGGUCGCUCUGAGGGUUAUGUCUUGAAAGAAACAGUAAAGUACAUGCGGGAACAACUUGGUAGACGCCGCGAAUUAGUUGAGGAGGCGGAAGCGAAAGGGAUCACCGUUCCGGAUCACCUAAAAGAGCAAGCCACCUUUUUCUUCUUCUUUCCCCGCCCCCAAAUCGAUCAUCAUACUAAUUGGUUCUCUAGACCAGUCAAGAUCCUUGAGAGAUUGGAGGCCCGACAAAAGGAAUUGCAGAAAGUGCAUGGAGUUCAUGAUUUAGAUGACGAUAGUUAGGUAACUACGACUAAUUCUUCGGUUUGGAAUUGAAAGGACUCAGGCAGGAGGCGAAU